This is a messenger RNA of Talpa occidentalis (Iberian mole), 2855 nucleotides long. RefSeq names its product rabaptin, RAB GTPase binding effector protein 2 (gene RABEP2). The record is from RefSeq and is a predicted model, not a curated record. Gene Ontology annotation, molecular function: growth factor activity; GTPase activator activity. The coding region runs from base 594 to 2300 and encodes 568 amino acids. Gene Ontology annotation, cellular component: intracellular membrane-bounded organelle. The transcript is spliced from 13 exons. Lineage: Eukaryota; Metazoa; Chordata; Mammalia; Eulipotyphla; Talpidae. Gene Ontology annotation, biological process: endocytosis.
CAAAGUGGGGGUGGGAACAUGGAAGUUCCUGAUUUCUAUGACCGCCAACGCUGGGAAGUCAGACGCCCCAAAAGAGGCGAAGCCGACCCAGCCCUGCCCAGGCCUCUCCACGAGGGCGGAGGCGCAGGAAAACCUGGCCACAACUCGCUGUAAUGUGAGCCUGGCUCCCGCGAAGGGCGACAGGGGUAGAGCAAGGAACUGGCUCCGGAGCUGGGGAGAGACUGGGGGCGCUUCUCCCUUCGUGGGCUGAGGCCGGCGGGCGUCCCGGAGGAGGUGUAAUUUGAGCAGAGCAUCCAAGGUCACGCGGAGACGUCAGGGGGGCUCUGAUGAAAGAACUUCUUAGGGGUUUUGAAGAACAGGCGUCCCUCUCACACAGCGCAGCCCAACACAGACGGAGAGGGGCGGGUCCCGAGGCCGCGGCCGGGUGUCCGCUCGGGAAUCUUCGGCUCGGCAGUGCCCCCAUCUCCGGCCUCGGCCUCGAGCCCAGGGCCGAUCCGGAAACAGCCGAGCGGAUCCGGAAACAGCCGAGCGGACCCGGAAGCGGUGAGCGCCGUCACUAGGGAGUGCGGGAAUCCGCCGUUUGCGCGGAGGCAAUGGCGGCUGCUGCGCCGGCGGCCGCGGGCGAGGAUGGCCGGGGACGACGGCUGGGGGCCGCACUGGACCCUCAGCCUCAGGAGGGGCCCAAGGUGGAGGCUGAGUCAGGGGAGCUCGGCCGGCUUCGGGCUGAGCUGGCAGGUGCCCUGGCGGAAAUGGAGACCAUGAAGGCGGUGGCAGAGGUGAGCGAGAGCACGAAGGCAGAGGCUGUGGCUGCAGUUCGGCGGCAAUGCCAAGAGGAGGUGGCCUCGCUGCAGGCCAUUUUGAAAGACUCCAUCAGCAGCUACGAAGCCCAGAUCACUUCUCUGAAGCAGGAGCGGCAGCAGCAGCAGCAGGACUGUGAGGAGAAGGAGCGGGAGCUGGGUCGCCUGAAGCAGCUGCUGUCCCGGGCUCACCCCCUGGAUUCCUUGGAGAAGCAGAUGGAAAAGGCCCACGAGGACUCGGAGAAGCUGCGGGAGAUUGUGCUGCCCAUGGAGCAGGAGAUUGAGGAGCUGAAGGCGAAACUGCUGCGGGCAGAGGAGCUGAUUCAAGAGAUCCAAAGACGGCCCCGGCAGCCUCCUUCCCUGCAUGGCUCCACGGAGCUGCUGCCCCUGUCCCGGGACCCAUCUCCCCCGCUGGAGCCUCUCGAGGAGCUGAGUGGAGAUGGGGGGGCGGCCGCGGAGGCCUUCGCCCACAACUGUGACGACAGCGCUUCCAUCUCCUCCUUCUCCCUUGGCGGUGGGGCCGGCAGCAGUGCCUCCCUACCCCGGCCCCGCCAAGGCCUAAGCCCCGAGCAGGAGGAGACAGCCUCGCUGGUGUCCACGGGCACCUUGGUCCCCGAGGGCAUCUACUUGCCCCCUCCUGGUUACCAGCUGGUCCCAGACAACCAGUGGGAGCAGCUGCAAGUGGAGGGGCGGCAGCUGCAGAAGGAUCUGGAGAGCCUCAGUCGUGAGCGAGAUGAGCUGCAAGAAGGCUUAAGACGGAGCAAUGAGGACUGCGCCAAGCAGAUGCAGGUGCUCCUGGCCCAGGUCCAGAACUCAGAGCAGCUGCUGCGGACCCUGCAGGGGACCGUGAGCCAGGCCCAGGAGCGGGUUCAGCUGCAGAUGGCGGAGCUGGCCACCUCCCACAAGUGCCUGAGCCAUGAGGUAAAGCGGCUGACUGAAGAAAACCAAGGGCUCCGGGCUGAGCAGCCGUCAUCUGCUGCCCCACAGGGCCUGGAGCAGGAGGAGGGCCCUGAGGAGUCACUGCCCAGCUCAGUGCCGGAGCUGCAGCAGCUGGUGCGCCGCACACAGCAGGAGGCGCGGGCCCAUCAGCAGGCCCAGGAGCACAAGGCUGAGCGCCUGCGGAUCGAGAUCGUGACGCUGCGGGAGGCGCUGGAGGAGGAGACGGCAGCCAGGGCCAGCCUGGAGGGCCAGCUGAGGGUACAGCGGGAGGAGACAGAGGUGCUGGAAGCCUCCCUGUGCAGCCUGAGGACGGAGAUGGAGCGUGUCCAGCAGGAACAGAACAAGGCCCAGCUCACAGACCUCCUCUCAGAACAGAGGGCCAAGGUGCUGCGGCUGCAGGCUGAGCUGGAGACCAGUGAACAGGUGCAGAGGGAUUUUGUCCGGCUGUCCCAGGCCCUGCAGGUGCGCCUGGAACGGAUUCGUCAGGCGGAGAAUCUGGAGCAAGUGCAGAGAAUCAUGGACGAGGCGCCCCUCCGGGACAUCAGAGACAUCAAGGACACCUGAGGCGUCCGCGGGGGAACCCACCUGCCCAGGGAGACUGGUUUUCUCCACCGCAGACCAUGAGUCUCAGGCUUCCGGGGUCUCAGGCUCAUCUUCUCCCUCUAUAAACUGGGGUUCGGUGGUGGGGCUGCUACCGCCCUGUCCCUCCGGUGCCUCUUCCUAGGGUGGCUGGGCCUUUUGCUUUCAAGGAUGCCACCUGGGCGAGGGGCUCCCCCAGGAACCAAAGGUGCAGGUGCAGCCCUGUGACUUUCUGGCUGUCCUGCUUCACGCCCCCCAGCCAGACGCACAGGCUCGCCAGGCACGGCCAGGCCCCUUCCCCGGGCACGGCCAAGCCGUGAAGGGUGGUGGAGCCUCCAGUCCAGGUCAGCCGGGUCCCUCCACAUAUGCGCCCCAAGACAGGCAGCUGCUUUCUGGACUGCAUGACACUAAGAUGCUUGUGCCCCAGGAUGCAGGCCCGAAGAUGCACACAGAGGCAAGGCCAGACUUUUCUGUCAUUUAUUUUCAAUAAAUAAGCAGCUCAGCUCAAUCGGUCGCCUUGUCCCUGCAAGCCCCAUGGGG